This is a messenger RNA of Colletotrichum graminicola M1.001, 1461 nucleotides long. RefSeq lists its product as uncharacterized. Gene Ontology annotation, biological process: transmembrane transport. NCBI's taxonomy places the organism in Eukaryota, Fungi, Ascomycota, Sordariomycetes, Glomerellales, Glomerellaceae. Gene Ontology annotation, molecular function: transmembrane transporter activity. The coding region runs from base 1 to 1461 and encodes 486 amino acids. The transcript has 4 exons. The record is from RefSeq and is a predicted model, not a curated record.
AUGGCCGAAGAAGCACACAAGUCUGCGCCGGCGGAGGUCCAAGAUACGGCCUCAGACGCGCCUGUAAAGCGUGUGUGGUAUCACAGCACCCUGUUCAAUGCCUUCGUCAUUGGAGGAGUCGGCUUUAUGGCGCCUGGUCUUUGGAAUGCGAUGAACGCACUUGGCGCAGGUGGUGCCCAGGAGCCUUUCCUUGUCAAUGCCGCCAAUGCGCUUGUCUUCGGUCUCAUGGGCUUCCUCUGCCUGUUUGGUGGACCCAUCGCGAACCGCAUCGGACUCUCGUGGACACUUUUGCUGGGCGCCGUUGGCUACCCCCUUUACUCGGCUGGUCUCUACACCAACAACCGCUUCGGCAACGUGUGGUUCGUGCUGGUUGGGGCGGUCGCUUGUGGCAUCUCCGCCGGCCUGUUCUGGGCGUCUGAGGGUGCUGUUGCACUGGGUUACCCGGAGCCAUCGAAGCGCGGCAAGUAUAUGAAUAUCUGGCUCUGGUUCAGAACCGGUGGUCCUCUUGUUGGCGGUGCUAUCGUCCUGGCACUCAACAACAAUGCCGCCGCGAAAGCAAAGGGCAAGGUCGGAUCCCAGACCUACCUGGUCUUCAUUGCAUUGCAAUGUCUGAGUAUCCCUCUUGCCCUUGCCCUUUCACCUCCCGAGAAGGUCCAACGAUCCGAUGGCAGCAAGGUCAUCAUCAAGGCAGAGAAGUCUUUCAAGGCUGAGUUCCAGGAGCUGCUCCGCGUCUCUAAGAGAAAGGAUGUCCUUCUUCUUCUGCCAAUCUUCUGGGCUGCCUAUUUCAACCAAUACAGUGGGAACUUCCAGUCAUACUACUUCGGUGUCCGAGCUCGCGCUCUCAUCGGUUUCGUCAGCAAUUUCGGCACCCUUCUCUCGUCGCAGAUCAUUAGCAUGCUUCUUGACCAUAAGAAGCUGAGUGUUAAAAAGCGCAUCAACUACGGCUUCUACUACGUCAUUGUGUGGCACAUCAUCGCCUGGAUCUACGGAUGGGUCAUCCAGGAAAAGUACACCCGCAACCCCCCUGCGUAUGACUGGGAGGAUAAAGGCUUCGUGGAGGGUUUCUUUGUGCUUUUACUCUGGGACUUUGCCCGCCAGGCACUCCAGAACUGGCUAUAUUACCUCCUGGCUACCAAGACUGACAACAUCUCGGAGCUCGCGCGCUUUUCGGGCGUCUUGCGAGGCCAGGAGAGCUUUUCCCAGGCCAUUUCCUUCGGCUUGAACACCCAGAAGUGGAAGGGGGGGCGAGUACCGCUGGCUGUCAACACGAUUCUUUUGGUUCUGUCCGUUUACCCUACCUGGCUCGUUGUCAGAGAUCAUGUCCCGGUCGAGGAAGACAAGCUAGCGACCGUGGAAGAGCAAUCGCAAACGGGAGAGAUUGCCGAUACUAGAUUAUCUGCAGAUGAGAGGAAGGAGUUUGCAAUCGGCCAGACCGGCCUCGGAAGAGAUGCAAAGAUGUAA